Molecule: messenger RNA, 1314 nt
Organism: Aspergillus ruber CBS 135680
Lineage: Eukaryota; Fungi; Ascomycota; Eurotiomycetes; Eurotiales; Aspergillaceae
Exons: 4
Coding region: 1-1278 (425 amino acids)
Biological process (GO): regulatory ncRNA-mediated heterochromatin formation
Cellular component (GO): nucleus
Molecular function (GO): siRNA binding
Source: RefSeq, a predicted model, not a curated record
AUGUUUGUCUUUCGCCCCAAGGACCUCCCUCCUGACCCUGUCUAUCCUGCGAAUCUCAAGGAACUAGGAUACUUCAUCACCGACAACGACCAGAUCAAGAAGAUCUCAAACCCAGAGCAAGAAUUCCAGUUCAGAAUCAAUCGCAACUCUCGCUGGAAUGACGCCCAACGAGAAGCCAUGAAUGCCUGUAUUCGCACCGUCGUUUACUCCCGUCUCCGCGACCAGGGCAUGACAACCCUAUGUCUCCCGCUAACCGCAAGUCCCAAAGAACCACAUGUCCCAAUCUUCGUCUCAUCCAACCUCUCCACCGCCAAACGCAUCAUCGUCGUCUUCGGAGAACCCAUCCAGGACGUUGGCAUUUGGGCCUAUCGAAGCGUCAGCAUGCAAGGCAUCAGUGCUGGUUCAGCAGUCUCGCUGGCGCAGGAGAUCCUCCGUCCCCAGGAAAAAGACGACCAGAAUCAGCACCAGCAACAGACUCCAGAAUCUAACGGCAAGCCGCAGCGCGUCACUUCUGACACAGCUCUCAUUCUCGCAAACACAGGCCAGCUCAUCUGGCACUGUGGUGGCCGCCGUGUUAUCACCCAUGCUAGCUGGAUGGCUCUUCCGCGGCGUUCGGCUGUUGAUCCACCGUACACGAUGACGGGUCGUAACUCGGUUCCAGGAAAUGCUAAUUGGCAGGAACAUGUGGAGAGUGUUUUUGAGGAGGUUCUGGCUGCGAGGGGACGGCUUGUUAGGGAGGAUGCUAAGAUUGAUAUCAUUGGUAUUUCUGAGGGUGGGCUUGGUGUUAUUCGGUAUUUGGCGAGUAAUUGGUCCUCUUGGAGCCCUUACAUCAACGCAAUCUGCCUCGCUAGCCCCCUCCACUUCGCAAACAUCGACUUAAGCCUAUACGACAACGACUCCGACUCCGACUCCAACUCAAACUCUAACACCAAUCAAGCCAACCCCAACUCAUUCGCCUCCUUCCUCCUCGCCCGCGGCCGCGCAUAUGUCGUUUCCCCCGAACCCCUUGGUGUCCCCGUCCCCGGGAUCGAAGAGCACGGUUGUAACUGCUUUGCGUCUGGGGAGGAGUUGAAUAUCGAGUGUGUUAUGGGGGCGUCUUGGAAGGAGAUGAUGCAGUGGUUUGAGAAGGUGCAUGCGGAUACGGAGUAUUGUGAGGAUCGGUAUGAUGUGACGACUGUUGAUGCUGAGGGGGGUUUUGGUCCAGUGGGUGGUGUUGAGGUUGUUCAUGCGGGUGCCGAUGGUGAGAAUAAUAAUAAUGUUGCGAUUGGGGAGGUUUAGGGUUCUCAUUGUGUAUUUGGCACAGCGUAUCUAGCG